Camellia sinensis is the source of this 693-nucleotide messenger RNA. The record is from RefSeq and is a predicted model, not a curated record. NCBI's taxonomy places the organism in Eukaryota, Viridiplantae, Streptophyta, Magnoliopsida, Ericales, Theaceae.
ACUACCCCUGCCCCAACUUGAACCCAAUCGGGUUGCUCAAAGUGUUCUCCAAAUCUGACCUUAUCCUGUUCAACCGCCCCCAAUCCCAUCGCAUUAGGGUCGGAGGGAGGCGGGAACCUGAUGGAUUGGAAUAUUUUGCCAUCCCUAGGUCUGAGAAACAUUUACUUCUCAAAGCUGUGUCGAUCCUCCCUCGUUGCCCCUCCGGUCUUGCUGUGGGUUUAUGCUUAUUUUGCAACACUCGCCCCAGAGCCCAUGGAGGAGCUCCCCCUAGCAGUCCCCUACUCGAGGCGGUAUGAUGACAGGUGCCAGCGCAGGAGCCGUGAGUCAUUCACAUUCUUUCGGCACUAUUUUGACACAGUGGCUGCCCACGAGAUCAUGUGGCAACCUUGGGCCAUGAUGUCGGCUGGGAUACGGGACCAGUACGCCGGGGUUUGGGCCACUUCUCGCUUCCACAUUCUACUUGAGGGCCUAGUAUGUCAGGCCUAGUUCCUGAGUGAGCUGUUCGUCCGUCAGACUGUGGGCUUACCAAACCCGAUUUUUCCGAUGGCACCGUGUAGACACCCCAUUUUGACCGGCCCUAAGACUUGGGCACUUUCUUUUGGACACUCGCUGAUGAAAAUUGAAAUAUGCUAUUUUAUGAAUUUCUCAGCAAAAAAAAUCAAAUUGAAUCUUUAAUCCCAAACCUUACCUAUU